AUGCUGUUGGACGAUGUCUCGAACGAACAAUAUGAUGACAGCUAUGGUGUCCAAUUCGGUCCACACAUUCCCGAGUAUUAUAUACUUCUUCGCCCACACCCUCACGCGGCAGGGAAAACACGCCCACUGACCGCCCGUGAACUCGACGACUUGAAGGUCAUCAUACCUCUCGACGACUCAGGCUCGUUGCCGGCACCAUCGCCCUCUCCUGACGCAUUUGCGCUUCGGUCCGAAACUGUGCCAUGGGCUCCUUUCCCGACCGAACAGGACUUUGAGUGGUUCGAAGUACACUGUGACAUGCCUGCGUCAAAGAUGAAGAAGGAUCUCGACGGCAUGCACUCAGGAAAGUGGGCUGACAGAUGCAAGAUCACGUUUCGCACUCCGAAAGAUGUUCAGUUUCAGGCCGACCUCGUCCGCGCUACUGCCAUCCCUUACACACCAGAUACGAUUACCGAGACCUUCCAGGGCACGCCAUACACCGUUGACUUCGAGUAUCGCGAUCCAUGGGCGUAUGUGCGCUCGGUGGCGAAGAAUCAGGCGAUCACGCAUCUUGUGCAUUGGCACUCGACGUCGAAGGUUCUCGUAGAUCGCAUUAAUGAUACUGUAGAUCCUCUUUUCGACGAACCGGAGACCGGUUCCGCCUGGGCAAAGAUAGAGGACCAACUCCCCCAUGCGGAUCCGUACCCGCAUUGCCUCUUCCCACUUCUGUUCUGGCUCGAUAAGGGGCUCGUUUCCAAGCACGUCAAGAUGCAUCCCAUGAUCAUUCGGCCGCUCAGUGUGCACUCGAGUGUCCGUAAUGGCUCAGGUAAUGGUGGCGCAUUCGUCCUCGGGAUGAUGGAAGACAUUCCAGAUCCACCGGGCUUGAAAGACUGGCCAAAAACGGACCAGAAGGCGUGGGCUCGCUUCAAACGUAGGCUCUAUCAGAAGGUUCUCGGCAGGAUCUGGGAUACGUGCCGGAAGAAAGCAAAGAACGGUGGUGCUGUCGAGUGCAGUGACCUGGUUACCCGUUCUCUCCAUCCGGCCGUGCACGUCCUAUCGCUUGAUGCCGAAGAGGCAGGUCAUUGCAAUUGUACGCGUGGCCCCAAAGCGAACUACCCUUGUCCCAAGUGCUUGGUGUACAAGAAGCACCUCGCCGAUAUAACAUCUCGCACCCACCCACCUCGGACCAAGGAAGGUAUGCAGCGCAUUCUGAAGCGCGCUCGAGAGGCCGGCACACUCGGCGAAGCUGAGAAACUGCUCAAAAAGCACGGCAUAUAUGAUGUUGAUCAAUUUCUCUUCGACUUUGCUUUCUCCGAUCCAUACAAGGCAUACGCGUACGACAUCCUGCACUCGGACGAUGAAGGGAAAUGGGGGAAGCACCUGUUCGAGUUUAUCAAGAAGGUCCUGGAGCACCAUGGAGUUCUAGGUGCAUACACCGAUAACAUGCGCUCGUUACCGCGUUGGGCGAGGCUACGUCACUUCAACGAUGUCACAAAGAAGGAUGCCGUUUAUGAUGGAAACCAGUUCAUGGAUAUCUUGCGAACUACCCUGCCUUGUAUCGCCAACUUGCUACCGGCAGACGACGAUCUUGUGCAUGAUACACGUGCAUAUCAACGUGUCCGUAUGACACUCGGCCUUCGUCUUAUGUCUGGCAAGCGAAAAAAGGCUCUACAGGACUUUAUUGCCGAGUACGAGCGUACCAGCAAGAUUGUUGCAGCGAAGACCGACGACGACGAGAUCCACAAGAACUUCGACUUCCUGAAACAACAUCUGACGGCACAUGCUCCAGACGACAUCGAGAUGUUUGGUGCAGCAUACAACCUGUCAACGCGGCCGCAGGAAGGCAUGCACCAGGAAAUGGCAAGUGCCUGGGAACAAACUAACUAUCGCGAUGCGGAAGCUCAGGUUCGUCGUAUUGAUCAGCUCAACGAAGCCAUCGCCGGCAUACGCAUCAAUAUCAACCUCCACGAUCGCGCCCGCCGUGAUCAGGAGGCUCUUGAUGCCGAAUCGGAAGGUAUCGAACAAGCAUCGGCUGUAGACCCUCUACCGACGCACUCGGAGGACGAUACGCCAACCAGUGCAACACCUCGUCACUGGCGGUAUGGCGCAGCUGAGUCAUCAAUGUCCGGUUCCAUUCAGUACGGAAUGGACACGCAUGACGACGACUUCCAUACAAAGCUGCAUGGCUUUCUUUCGAGCAACUUCGCGGAACCGUAUGCCGGCCACGUUGCUUCGUCUAUUCUAAUGCGUGCCUACCACCGGCUUGACCUCGAGUAUCGUUCUAUGGACGACUUCACGGCGGCACGCGAUAUCUUGCGCUGCAACAAGUCGUUCUACCGUGCUCCGCGGUAUGACAGCGCCAUACUCAACGACGACUCGCCCGACAUGACCUUGGUGCGAAUUCACGGCUUAUUUCGCUGCCAGCUCAACUGUAGCACAUGGGAGGACGUCGUGUAUGUGUCCUACUUUCGCCCAACGACAUACAAACCGGCGACGAUGUGGGAUGGUUGUAUCAUUCGCCAGGAGGAAGUUGAGCGAGUAUUCAUCCUGCCCCGCUAUCUCGUUCGUGGUGCUCAUAUGAUACCCGCAUUUAAUGCUCCCGCAUCUCGUCCUCAGCACUUCUAUCUGGAUGAUUGUAUUGACAACGAUAUGUUUGUACGUACUACGCCUCAGCUACAGUUACUCCCACCCUAA
Molecule: messenger RNA, 2673 nt
Organism: Peniophora sp. CBMAI 1063
Lineage: Eukaryota; Fungi; Basidiomycota; Agaricomycetes; Russulales; Peniophoraceae
Source: the annotation of a GenBank genome assembly